GCCUUUCCCGCUCCAGCCGCCGCGCGCUGGCCGUGGCGUGCGCGCUUGCCUGGCCAGCCUUCCGCAGGUCCUCCCGGCCCCGCCGUCAGUCCGCCGGCAAGAUGGCGGCGCCCAGCGAGCCCACGGGCUUCCCUCGCAGCAGUGCCUUCUCCUUCCUGCCCCGCGGCGCGCGCUCCGAGAUGACCGAUGACUUGGUGACUGAUGCGCGGGGCCGUGGCACAGGGCAUAGAGACUCCGCCGCCUCGGCCUCGACCCCGGCCCCGGCUUCGGCCUCGGCCCCGGCGCCGCCAGGUUUGGAGCACGGGAAGCGGCCGUGCCGGGCCUGCGUGGACUUCAAGUCGUGGAUGCGAACCCAGCAGAAGCGGGACACCAAGUUUAGGGAGGACUGUCCACAGGAUCGGGAGGAAUUAGGUCGUCACACCUGGGCUUUCCUCCACACGCUGGCCGCCUAUUACCCGGACAUGCCCACCCCAGAACAACAGCAAGAUAUGGCCCAGUUCAUACAUUUAUUUUCCAAGUUUUACCCCUGCGAGGAGUGUGCGGAAGACAUAAGGAAGAGGAUAGGCAGGAACCAGCCAGACACACGCACCCGGGUCUCCUUCAGCCAGUGGCUCUGCCGCCUGCACAAUGAGGUGAACCGGAAGCUGGGCAAGCCUGUCUUUGACUGCUCACGAGUGGAUGAACGGUGGCGUGACGGCUGGAAGGACGGCUCCUGUGACUAGAAGACUGUCGGCAGAGCACGCGGGGCAGGCACCCAGCCACGCUCCGUGGGCAGCCUGGCUGGAGGGACAGCCUACUGAUUAAAGUGUAUCUGAGCCAAAGCUUGUUUGGGUGGUAGGGGGAGGGGUCCCUGGGACACUGCCAAUGGGAACCCUACCCACAGGAUUAAGAAAUGGAGGUGCCCACUACAGACACUUUGGUGGCCUCACCUAAAGCCCCAUGGGACUGAAGAGGAGAGAGGCAGUAGUCCAGGCUACCCCAAACGCUUUAUAAUGCAGCCCCAGCCUCUUGCCCAUUAUACACUUGGGACCUAGUUACCCUAUAGGAAGAUAGGCUGGACCAUUGCCCUCCUACUGCAUAUCCAGGAGUGCCUACAGAGCUGUGACCGAGGCGGCUCUGCCAUUUCAGAAUUGAAGCGUGGUACUGAGCUGUCUGUGCUGUGCUCUGUCCGCAGCUCUAGUAGGGUUCUUCUCUUGGGGUGUACCCACCAUACUGCCCAUUGCCUGCCUGCCACAUGGUCUUCCACAGCUGUGACAUGCCUGUCAGCAGGUGAUCCUGAACAUCUGCUUCCUUAGAGUUUGAGACCAAAAUAAAAUGAAGUGACUCAGG
Peromyscus leucopus (white-footed mouse) is the source of this 1329-nucleotide messenger RNA. RefSeq names its product growth factor, augmenter of liver regeneration (gene Gfer). Gene Ontology annotation, biological process: liver development. Bases 102 to 722 code for a protein of 206 amino acids. The transcript has 3 exons. Gene Ontology annotation, cellular component: mitochondrion. The record is from RefSeq and is a predicted model, not a curated record. NCBI's taxonomy places the organism in Eukaryota, Metazoa, Chordata, Mammalia, Rodentia, Cricetidae. Gene Ontology annotation, molecular function: flavin adenine dinucleotide binding; flavin-dependent sulfhydryl oxidase activity.